UCACCUGUUAGUGGUUUUAAUGUUGUGGCAGGUUUUUGGAGUCAAAUUAAAUAAAAUAAAAGAUGCAUUAGUGUUAAAACAGCACCUUAAAUUCCCACUAUCAGGUUUAACAACAAUAGCACCAGUUUAGUUUUUAGCUAAAAUACCAGCUACACAAAAGAGUUUAAUAACUUUACAGAAAUCUCUGCUAUAAAUCAAUAAAACUGAGAGUCUACCAGUUUAAAAUGCAAGAACUGCCAAUAAAAUCUUUAGCUUUAUGCUCUUACUUUAUCUAAUCUUGUUCAGAGGAAGUCUUAAGAUUUCCCAAGUUAAUGCAGCCGCUAUAAUAGUGUUAACUCAUACAUCUGAUUCACAGGAUGAGUUUCGCAGCUGCACAUAAUCUGCAGCAUUGUCCCAGUUUUUUUUUUCUUUUUUUUUUUUUUCCUCCCUUGCCGUAAUGACACCCUCAUCACGACUCACUCUCUCUCCAUUCACAAAGCGAAUCCUGUCGUGACGGGAAGAACUGGCUCUGAACAGGCUGUGGGUGUCUCACAAUUCAGAGAACAUGUCUAAUUUUUGCAGGAUCCUCACAUCCAGCCGCACGCCGUCUUUUCAUUGAGCUCCUCUGAGUGCACGCACGCGCUGAAUAGGACCACACUGUAGGAAAUGUACAUUCAGAGCUGCGGCACCAUGUGAUUAGAGUCUUUCAAAGCGCUCUGCUCUGCUCUGCGUAUGCUGACAUGCACGUUUUUUUUUGCGUGGAUAAUACUAGCCAACACCUGAUGUCAUUUUUGACACGAGUGGCUGAAUGGACCGUGGCUGUGUAUAACGACGAUGAUGUUUGGCUCUUCCUGACAGAAGGCUCCCCACUUUGUGCGUAGAGUGAGGCAGCUGCCGCUUUGAAACACACUGAGAGAAAGAGAGGGAGAGCGGGAGCGAGAGGAAAGCGUCCUUAAACGUGGGCUGUUGUGUAAUCCCUCCCAGGGCCCCUUUGCUAUUUUUGUGCCUGGGUCCGCACGUCACGGUUGGGUAUUUUCUCUGGUGACUAGCUCGCAUCAAUAGAUCUUCUAAUGUACACCCAGUCGGCCAGCGGCUUCAUGACUGAUGGGACUUUACCUCGCUAAUUUCCUUCAUUAUCGUCACCCAGAAAUGGGGAGAAUGGAGACUAUGCAGCAUGAGGAAUGUCACAUGUGACUGUCGAUAUGGGACAGGGGACGAUUCAAAUGUCAGAUGACCCUUCCCUGCAAUUCACAUUUAUGUUAAUAUCACUACAGUUACAUAACAGAUAUUGCCCUUGAAAAUCGAUCGCAAAGGAAGUGACAUUGGAUUCAUGGAGUCACUUGAAACUACUGCAGGGGUGAAGAGCUCCACUGAGGUUCAGAACAGAAAUGUUGCACAGAAAAAAUGCACAUCAGAGGCAGCGCCGACUCGGAGGAGACCAUCGGUCGAACUGGAAGGCAAAGGGUGGCACCAACAACUAGAAGAAACUCAAAGAGAAACAUGUGGUUUCAAAGAAAUGUCUGACUCAGGGAAAUCACUGCAAUUAGAAGAUCAACACUCCCAAACUAAGUCCACAAGCCAUCAAGACUAUGAGGUGUCUUCAUAUCCACUACAGUCCACAAAGCAGUAUUCUGUCGGUAGACAGAAAGUUCCUGCAAAGUCGCCCAGUUCACCUGAAGCCCAACAACAGGGUUCCCAUUCAGGGAUGGAUCAGCUGUCAGAGACGGCAUGUAAGGUGGAACAGAAACCACAAAAGCCUGGGAAGUAUGUUUGUGAUUACUGUGGACGGGCAUGUGCCAAACCCAGCGUGCUUAAGAAACAUAUUCGCUCACACACCGGGGAACGGCCCUAUCCUUGUGUCCCCUGUGGCUUCUCCUUCAAAACCAAGAGUAAUUUAUACAAACACAGAAAGUCCCACGCUCACUCAGUCAAAGCUGGAACAGUGCCAUUCUCAGAACUUGGUUCUUACAAUGCCAACACAGAACAGGGGUCUUUUGAAGGGGAAGGAGAGUUAUUCUCUGAUGCUGAGCAAAGCACGGACACGGACGAGGACACUGUUAAUGACCCGCUGCUGCUGCUGGACUCUCCAAUGGAGGGAUCAGAUAACACUGCUGUAAAAGUACUAAAUCUCAUUGCUCAGAAAAAGGGAGCCACGUCAAUGUCAACUCAGGAUGGUUCAUCCCAGCCCCAAGAAAUCAAUGCACCUCCUGCCGCUGCCGAGGCUAGUCGUGCAAUCCAAUCUUCCACAAUCAAACAGAGGCUCGCACUUCGGCUGUCUGAAAAAAGAAGCAGUGACUCUGACCACAAUCUGUCCCUCCCAAGUCAGUCUAGCAAGGGCAGCACGGACUCCGGAUACUUUUCACGCUCCGAGAGUGCUGAGCAUCAGACCGGCCCUCCGAACGCCAACGCAAAGUCCUAUCAAGAAAUCAUGUUCGGAAAGUGUUAUCGGCCAAGCCCUAAACAAACAUCAGCUUACAGCACAGACUCCAGCGACUACACGGGGAAGCGCUCGGAGAAAGGGGUGUCCCGCGUUUUCACCCAAGAAAAAGACACCGUGGAGUCAAUCAAAAUAAACACAAAGUCGUUUUCAAAGGAAGAGGCCAAGGAGCCGGAGUUAGACCCUGGAUCUGAUGUGGGGCCUCUGAUCAGAAGCAACUCAAUGCCAACAUCCUCAGCCGUCUGUCUGACUAUGCCUCAAGCGCUCAGAGGCAGCCACUCGUUUGAUGAGAGAACAAGCACCGGGGGCAUGAGGAGACUCAGGCGGCAAGCUGCUUUCGAACUAUCGGCGCAUGAUGGCCACACAGACUCUGACAGCCACGGAAAGAUGAGUGAGAGCAGCGUUUCACCCUCAGGACUGGAAAUGGAAAAUUACCCCUCCGCGGCACCCAGUAUGACCCAUCAAAGACAUGCGAUGGAACUGGCAACACGCAAGCGUCGGAAAGAGAAGAGGGAAGAGGAAGAUUUGCCCGGUCACUAUGAGGUUCACCAUGAGCAGUGCGAAGAAAUGUUUGAUUCGAGCAAGGAUUACGAUGUGAAACAAGCAGCGGUGGGCAUUAUGGCUUUAGGGAAAGGACAUUCUCAGAUGGACAGGUGUGACAUGGACAUAUCGCUGAGCCUUGAAAUGUCUGGUAGAAAAACCUUAGGGAAUGUAAUUUCAGUCAUCCAACACACAAACUCCAUAAAUAGGCCUCACUCCGAUCAGUCAGAGUCUUACAAAUAUCACGGGCAGAGACAGGAAAGUAUUUCUUCAUUUCAAGCCAUGGAGGCAAGUGAAUCAUUUGAGCUGGAGCGGUGCGACAGUGGAUUGCGGCAAUCGGUUCAAGUGGGGCCCAAGCUUGUGCGGCAGCCCAACAUACAGGUCCCAGAAAUCAGGGUCACGGUGGAGCCUGACAGUCCAGAAAAAGCCCCAGAGGUGCAGGUAAAGGAGCCAGAGAAGCACGUGGAGGAGUUUCAGUGGCCUCAACGGAGUGAAACUUUAGCACAAUUCCCUCCAGAAAAGCUUCCUCCGAAAAAGAAAAGGCUACGCUUAGCUGACAUCGAGCACUCCUCUGGUGAAUCCAGCUUUGAGUCUGCCUGCACUAGUCUCUCCCGCAGCCCGAGCCAAGAUAGCAACUUAUCUUAUAGCUCCACUUUCUCCUUUGACAGGGAAGAGAGCUUAAAGUCGGUUUCUCCAGCCAGACAGGAUGAAUUUGGCAAACCAUUGGAGCUCCUAGCUGUGCCAGGCAGCGGGCACUCCCUCUCCGUGCUCACGCAGCGUCAACAACAUGAAAUGAGACGCUCCUCCUCAGAGCAGGCGCCGUGUAACUUGCGCAAGGAGUUCCCAGAGGUACGCAGCAUAUCAUUUGACUAUGGAAGUCUUUCUCCAACAUCCAAAGUUAGACACGUGGAUCUGAGCGCUCUGAAGGAAAGAAGGAGGGGAAACUUGGUGCGACAGGAGUCACUGAAUAUGGACACUGAAGUGUCACAGGUCGCAUCACAAGUAUUUCCACAGUACCUCAGCGGCACCUCCCCUCCAUUCACUGCAGCUACAGCUCUGCCGCAGACGUUGCCAAUAUUCUCUACCGGGAAUACAUUUCCCCAGCUGUCACAUCCGAGCCUGUUGGUUCCUGUAAGGAUUCAGACUCAUGUGCCAUCCUAUGGCAGUAUCACAUACACCUCAGUGUCACAGAUAUUUGACAAUCAGUACGACUGCGUCAGCUCCACCACUUCCACCCUUCAGAAUCAAACUUCAAGGCUGUCUGGAAAUCUGGAUUCUAAUGUAUCGGCUCAUACCAAACCUUCAACUCACACCCUCAGCGUUGAAGCCCUUGAUUUGUCAUCAGCUAAACUCAAAACUGGCAUCCCUCUCUCUCUGACCUCCAGGACUAUCUCAACCACGAAUGCAUCCAGCGGCGGCGCAAACAAACGGAUGCUCUCCCCCGCCAGCAGCCUGGACUUAUUCAUAGAGGUGAAGCAGCAAAAACGUGUGAAAGAGGAACGAAUGUUUGGGCAGAUUGUAGAGGAGCUGAGUGCUGUGGAGUUGGGAAAAUGUAAUUUGAGCGAAGAGAAGGGGCACAGGUCAGAGAUGCACGGCGCAUCAACACCUCAUGCUCAGGAUGACUCACGUAAGAGUAAAUUUAUCGCACUUCAGCAAAAAGUGACCGAGGCCACCAACCAUGGCGACGAGUCAGCAAUGGAAAGUAGCUCCCUGGAAGCGAGCUCGCCUCCUUACUCCAUGAUAUCCAUCAGUGAAGUGAAAGAAGUUGGCAUGGAGAAGCGGGUGCAGAUGGAUAUAGUGGCACAGCUGGUUACCAGUCAAGACAUCCUGAUCUCAGACGCUGAGCAUUCAAGAUUGUUAUCUCAGUUUCCAAGUCUUCGCACGACGACAGGUGUGAGCUGGUGUUAUCUCAACUACACUAAGCCAAGCUGCUCUCACAGCAGCGCCCCUUUCUCCUCCGUGUACGCCACCUGGUGUAUGAGUUCCCACAACCCAAACCCUCUCGAACUGAGUACCAGCGCGACUCUGGCUCUGCUGCGAUCCAAACAGAGGGGAGACAAGGUUAUCUACACUGUGGCCGCCAUGUGCCAGCCCGGUACCGGGAAACUGGUUUCAUCUCUCAUCCUGUGGAGGCAGACCAUGGAACAGCUGCAGAGGAAACCGGAGCCCAAAGAGGUGGACAUUACCUACGGGAAGAAGGUGAAAGACAUCAGCUGCAGAGUGAAAACUGCCAAGGAGGAGUGGAAAGAGAGGGAGGCUUCCACAACCCAAACAGUGCCAACACGAAUUAAGAUCUUCGAAGGAGGGUACAAAUCCAAUGAAGAUUACGUGUAUGUCAGAGGUCGAGGACGGGGGAAAUACAUUUGUGAGGAGUGUGGGAUCCGCUGCAAGAAGCCAAGCAUGCUGAAGAAACACAUCCGGACUCAUACAGACGUGCGACCAUAUAUCUGCAGGGUUUGCAACUUUGCUUUUAAAACUAAAGGAAAUCUGACAAAACACAUGAAGUCGAAGGCGCACAUGAAGAAAUGUCUUGAACUGGGAGUGUCGGUGACGAUGGAUGAGACGGAGAUCCAGGAACACGUGGACGACGUCCAACAGGAGUCCAAGGCGGAGGUGGCAGUGACAACCAAGCAUCAGUUCUCAGAUGCUGAGGACUCAGACGGCAUGGAUGAGGAAGUUGAUGAAAUCGAUGAAGACGAUGAUGAGGACGAUGAAUAUGAGGGCGAUUCCACUCCAAAGUUGCGUUCGAGAAGCACGAGUCCUCAACAGUGUGGAGUUACCUCUUUGUCGGUCACAGCCACUUCCGCCAUCCACGGCUGCUCUCUCACCUCUUUGCCCGGAGCUGACGUCCGUCAACAGUCCUCCAUCAGGCGUUCGGGCUCAGACCAUCGACCUGUCCUCACGACCGACCAGAGAGAGAAGUCAGUGGACGAAGACUCCCUGACCAUGCUGUCUCCGGACCACAGCAGCUUCCUCUUCGACCCUUACUCUUCUUGUCUGCUCUCUCCUGGCUGGGAGUCCCCAAUCAGGGAGCCGUCCCCUUCGCGUCUGCGUUACCCGUCCCCGCGGCGAGAGCUCUCCCCACGAGGCCGCUCCUCACCCAGAUGGGACACGUCUCCGCUGAGGCCCGGUUCGCCCGGCUUCUCGCCCAUCCAGCACCCCUCCCCGGUGUCGAUGGAGCGGCCCAUGUCACCUGGAACGGAGCUGGCUGGAAAGCGCGAGUCGUCGGUCAGAGGCCGGCAGAGGGUCGUGCUGAGGGCGGUUUCCCCGCGCAGAGGCUCACACCAACAUAAAGGCGGCGGCGACAAAACCAGACACCAAGCGAAGAUGGAGAUGGCUCAACAACAAGGAGCCUUUGAUAUGGAAAUGGAUCAAAGGAGCUGCUUGGCUCCCACCCUCCCCGGUGCUGCCAGUUCUCAUCACCAGAACAUCCUCAGCCACCUCCCUCUCCACUCCCAGCAGCAGGCCCACAGUUUGCUCCCCGUCGUUCCUGUCGGAGGGCUCCAGAUGUUACACUCCCCGCCCUCCUCCAGCACUGAUGUCAGCCCCUCUUCAGCGCCGAGCCCCCAGAGCAGCGAGGGCCAGCGCUGCAGCAGCAGAGAGGGGUCUGUCCACGGGCCGGAGAUGGCAGGAGAGGACAUCAGAAGCCAGGGCCAGCUGUCCUGUCAUCAAGAGACAAGCCUCGAGCCCGGAGUAAGGGACAGCGGACAGGAGGAGAACGUCCAGACCUGCUUGAAAGCCAUCGCCUCGCUGAAGAUUACCACAGAGGACCCUCAUUAAGACACGCUUUUUCUGUCUUCUCGAUUUGAUCCAGGAACAGGCGCCCCCUGCUACACCUGCAACCUUGUCAUCUUCGGCCCUUUAGGCACAUAACCUCGUCUGUAUCCCAUUAGAGGCAAUAUAAUAACACUUCCUCUGGUCUCGCACAUAACCCCAGACAGCUUCUUUUUAAAUACAAAGAAGAAACCUACCCCGUCUGAUGUGCUCCUCCUCUUCAGAGGCUCUUUGGAAAAAUUAGACGAGCAGCAGGAUGUUCUGCAAGGUGGAGAAUCAUUAUUGGGUGCAGGUGCAAUAUGGAAAGAUAUUAUGCUAAUAUGCCUUUGUCUGACAUAGUAGUUUGCGUACAAUUGCACAUAAAUUAUAUUUAUGGAUUCUGUACAAAUGUCCUUAACAUAUACUCCUUCUUAGAUGCAUACAAACAGUGUAUUUUACUGUGUGUACUUUCAAAAAUAGACUGUUGUUUAUGUAAUCAUAUCAAGGUGUGAUGCAGUAGUGCAGUAAAUAAAGGCUAUUUAUAAGGGGAAAAGUAUGUGUAUUAUGAAACAGUCUGACCAAAUUUUAAGUAGACGCUUCUUGUGCAGUUUGGUGCUUCUGAUCAAGCGGCAAGGGUCUGUGCCUUUACUUUGCUUUUCAUCGUUUCUUUAUCAGACGGCCGUCAGCGAAUAUUGAAAAAUGUACUCUUUAUUCAGAGGAGUCUGCGGUUACGUAGAGUUUGCUCAAAGGAAGGCCUUUUCUUUUUUUUCUUUCUUUCUUUCUUGUUCCGUCGGUGCGGCUGACGGAUGGAUGCAGCUUGGUUAUCUUAAGGAAAAAAAAUUGUUUCUUAUGUUGCGUUUUUCUUAAUGUUGUGGUUUUUAUCUUAAAUGCAUGGGAUUUGCUAUUGCACAAAAAUAGAGGAAGUAAUUAUGUAAUUAUGAAUACUGUAAGAUGUAUUUAUAUAUUAGAACGUAAGCACUUAUUGAUACUGGUAAAUAUUUGACUACUAUUUAUAUGGUAUAUCUGUACUUAUGCAGCAGUGAUGCAGUUAUGCAGUGAGCCACGCUGGCAUUGCUUUUGAUCUCAUGAUAAACAGACAGCUUCUUCUUCUUCUCUUCUUUUUUUUUUCCCCUCGCUUAUACAGAUGACCAUUUUAUGCGUUUUAAAGAUGCACUUUCAUCCUUUCAUCUUUGAUGUUUCAACUGACUUGGUCAGGGGAGACGAGGGAGGAGUAAAACAUGUCACGUUCUCUUGUGGUUUUUGAAACAUUCCAGUUGUUUUUCAUAUUUCUCGUUGUGUGAAACGUGUUGCACACAAAUCCAAGGGGCUAUGAUGAUCAGUCAAUAGUACAUUUUUCUUGCAUUUCAAGUGUAACUGGAUUAAUCAAUAUCACUUACUGUAAGUUAUACUAAAGUAAUGAUGUUAACAGCAUGAGAUGGUUGGCUAUUACUGUGCUUCGGCUCGAAAUGUAAGUAAUCAUUCACCAAAUGCAUUACUUCUUCUCUGUAUAUAUACGUGUAUUUUUAUGAUUUAAACUAUUUUUGCAGUGUUGAAUUAUGAAAAAAAAAAACUUUUUAUGUGGAUUGUUUAUAUCUCUUUAAGAGGUAAAAUGUCUGCAGCUGAUGCAAUGGCGGAGGUUUAAAGAGGGCGAACAUAGCACAGUGUUGAUCGCUAACAGUGUGUCACAUCUUUAAAAAAAAAAAAAACAUCUAAUGUAUUCAAGUGGUUUGAGAAUGGAUUUAAAUUUUAAAAAAAAAAAAAAAGAAGAAAAACCCACUUUGUUCACUCAUGUUUACAUAAAAAUUUUUUAAAGGUGCACUGCUUUAAUUUUUUGUGUUUUCCCUCUCCGGACUUGUAUGUAGCUUUGAUUUCAGGUAAUUUAAUUUGUCGUGGUAUCGGUGCAGAACGCUCAUAAAAAUGUGAAGGGAAAGUGAAGCCUUUUAUUUGCUUUUGCAUACAGUACAUGUAUUCAGAUUGUGUUCUGUUUUUUAUCGUGUAUUCAUAUUUACUGAACUGCAUUGUGCCUCUCAUGUCUAUGGAAAUUCCCUGUAAAACACACAGAGGACAAAUCAUUUUACCUCUCAGCUAAGAUUUCUUGAGGGAAAAGACCUCAGUAGCCAAUCCGUUGUUGUUUUCAUCAAAAACUGGUUAGUCAGGAAGGAGUGCCUCUUUUAUGCUAUGAGGAAUUUAUUGUUUGGUGCUCUACUUUUUCAAAUUAAAUUCAAAAUUGUUUUAAAAAGAAUAUACUUCUAACCCAA
Messenger RNA from Mugil cephalus (flathead mullet), 8967 nucleotides. RefSeq names its product HIVEP zinc finger 2b (gene hivep2b). Gene Ontology annotation, cellular component: nucleus. The transcript is spliced from 7 exons. The coding region runs from base 1310 to 6736 and encodes 1808 amino acids. The record is from RefSeq and is a predicted model, not a curated record. Gene Ontology annotation, biological process: regulation of transcription by RNA polymerase II. Gene Ontology annotation, molecular function: RNA polymerase II cis-regulatory region sequence-specific DNA binding; DNA-binding transcription factor activity, RNA polymerase II-specific. Lineage: Eukaryota; Metazoa; Chordata; Actinopteri; Mugiliformes; Mugilidae.